CAUGGCCCCCGCCCCUCAGCUGAAGCGCCACGCAGUCAGCUUCCAGAUAUAAGAUAUACUCGUUGCAGCCUGCUCUUCAUUAUGCCACACAACGAUAAACAAUACAUUCCGUCUUGAAUAGUUGGACCAACUCGCUCAAAACGCAACUGCAAAAUAUUGUCAAUGACGGUCUCAAGCGCGACCUCGUCCAUUGGUACAGAGCGUCUUUCCCUGAACGAGCAUCAUGUCGAAUUUCCAGACCUGGAUGAUGCUCAAUCGAUUUCAGGAAGCAAUAUCGAUCCAGCGAAGUUGACCAUGCUUCUGAGAGUCAAAUUUGGUGCAGGGUCAUACGACAUCUACAUCAUGCACAACUCAUACUGUAUUAUCGCCCCGAGAAAGCUUUCAGCUGGAGAAAUCGCUAGAUGUCGAAGAAGAUGAAGGAAUAUGCCGAUAUCGAAGAAUUAUCCCUCUCAAUAGGUAUCUUGCCUGCGGGACAAGCCUGGGCAGGCCGAGUGACAGAAGAAGUCGACAGGACGAGCAUAUCAGCGCAGGAGGAAAGGAUAUGAGGCGCUGGGAGAAAGAGCAUCGCUCGAAUUGGUUUACUAAAGAUGAUAGAGAGAAAGGAAGCAACUAAAGCAAAC
Cucurbitaria berberidis CBS 394.84 is the source of this 620-nucleotide messenger RNA. RefSeq lists its product as uncharacterized. The transcript is spliced from 3 exons. The record is from RefSeq and is a predicted model, not a curated record. NCBI's taxonomy places the organism in Eukaryota, Fungi, Ascomycota, Dothideomycetes, Pleosporales, Cucurbitariaceae. Bases 163 to 417 code for a protein of 84 amino acids.